AUGUGGGGAAAGGUGUCGUUCCAUCGGUCUCGGAAACCUGCCCCUCCCGGACCCGGCGCUCAACACAUCGAAAAACUUCCUAGAGCUCUACCUUUACCACAGAAACCCCCGCACUCAACUCUCUCUGCAAGUCGGCCGGGUUCAGAUCAUCGCGUGGCAUCUUCCGCGCAGGCUCGCGCCCCAGUCGAUCAAGGUCGUCAGCGCUCGACUACUUGGAGCUAUCAGAACGAAGACAGGUUCUACCGCGACCCUGGAACCGCCGCAGAGAGUGCCAGCGUAGAUAUCUCGCCUCCCGACUCGCCCAUCUUCAUCAACAAGGCACACCACAGCGGAGAAAGUUCGCGUGUCUCAUCUCUGGAGAUCGACUCAAAACAAGCGUUCGACCGAAACCCAGAAACAACGAGGUACAAGAGCAACUUGCCGAUCUUGCGUCAACGCGCGGAUUCUGCACAACUAAACGAUAGGCCAUCCACGCAGGAUCCGUCCAGUCGGAACCGCACGACACGACGGGAUGAUUUCACCGCGCCGUCUGCCGUCCAACACUCAGAUAAUCCUGCGCUUAGGACUGCCGGAAAUGCUUCUUUUGAAACACAGCCAACGAGAUCACGUGGGCUCACUGGAUGGGCCAAAGAUCAAUAUCAUACAAGAGAACAGAACGCGGGCGGACGCGGACGGUCGUCAUCAAAAAAUGACAAUCCGUUCUCACUGGCAAUGCGGGAGCCCUGGAAAGGUCAGAGUGGGCGAACGCCGAUGAUAAAUCCAAUCCAGGAGAAACCAAGGGGCAGAUCAUCAUCACGUGGACCACGAUCCAGCAACACUCGAUCGAGCGAGAAGGAUCGGACGUCUCCGAAUCAUGCAUAUCUUGGACUAGUCCCAUCUGUGGUUACUACUAUUACGGGCGGUGCAGAAAAGAAUAAUCCUGCGAGUACCGUCAAACGCUGGCCUAGCAGAAGCCGCCACCAAGACUCAACCCCGCAAAGGGCAAUUUCUCCUGCCAUCAUUAGAAACGAUGCUCCUCCUCGGAUCGACCUCCCCAAGCCUGACCUAGAAGCUACAUUGGCUGGACUGGAGCUUUCCACGGGGGAUCAAGCGCAUGAGCCCGUCAGUCGCUUCAGUGCGACCACAUGCGCCACGACCGAGACGCGUUGCUCUACACCCAGCCGUCGGGAUAGCAUCGACGCAGCCUCCCAGAAUACAGACAACGCCCCGUCGAUCAUGUCCAGAAAGAGGCCGGUGGCGAGUGCGGUGGUCCCGGGCAAGAAGCCCACCAGAAAGCCCACUCCAUCCCAGUCAGCUGGUAACACGAGCGAAUUGUCUCAGUGCUCUCCGGAGGAACAAGCUCAUGCCCGCAUUGAGCAGCUAGAAGCAAGGAGAGACAACCUCACGCGGCGGAGGGAAAACAUUGAUACGAUUAUCCACGAACUUACCCAGGUCAUCCAGCCUAGCUCUCUUGCCUAUGACAUGGCUGCCCGGGAGGAGGUCAAAAAGACGGUUGCCAGUCUCAACAACGAACUGGCGGAGAUCAAGCGAGAGGAGCAUGAAAUUGGCUUGAAGCUAUUCAGAGCAUGGAAGAAACGCGAUGAGCGAGCCUUGUAUGGUGGAGAUACCAGUUUAUGGGUUAAGCGGGUGACUAGCUGA
Molecule: messenger RNA, 1638 nt
Organism: Aspergillus clavatus NRRL 1
Lineage: Eukaryota; Fungi; Ascomycota; Eurotiomycetes; Eurotiales; Aspergillaceae
Exons: 3
Coding region: 1-1638 (545 amino acids)
Source: RefSeq, a predicted model, not a curated record